AAACAAAACAUAAAAAAAAAAACAAAAAAUCAAUCGUUCUUCAUCUUCUCCAAUUCUCCUAAUCAUUCAUGCCUCCUCUAAAGUCCCAAACCAAGACAUCAAAACCCUAGUCCUAGCUUCUUUGCCGCCGGCAUCCCCAGGCUCAGCGCUUCCGCUUCUUCCUCUUCCCUCUGUCCGGAACCUAGGUAGCUCAGCACGUCGUCCCCAUCCUCGUUGGCUUCUCUGUCCAUGGCCAGGGAAAAAGUUAAUAUCUUCCCCUCCUUCCCUGUUUUCCUAGUUCCCAAAAUUUAAAAUCUACUUUGCGACUUGAGCUGGAGUUUGCAGUUAUUUAUGUUCUUCUCUCGCUUUUGCAGUGCGGAAUCGAAGUCCAAUACCAAGUUAGAUAAAAAAGUUCAAUUUUACUCUAAGGUGAAAGAUGCUGUGGCUUGCUUGAGUGCUCAAAAGUCUAUUACUAAGGCUCAUUUUCUUGGACUAAAACGGAAUCUCAUUCCUCAAGCAACUCCGAUUUCUUUUGUGGAGCUGAUUUUAACUAUCAUAAAAUUUCUCUCAGGUAAUGAUCGCACAAAGGGGUUACCUCUUCCUUUUGCUGGUUUGUCUUUUUAUUUCUCUUUUGUUGUCAUGCUAUUUUACUUUUAUUUCUUUCUCUUUUGUCUUCCUUUUUGGCUCAAUGCAAUGAAAAACAAUGAAGUGUUAGCUGAAGAGGGGGCUGUUGGAUUAGCAAUAUGGGUUCCCUCUGUGACAAACCGGAAGAAGGAAAUUGACAACAAAUCUGAUACAAGAAACUCACCUAAAGGAUAUUCUCCAGUUUCACCUGCUGAUGAAAAUGAAGAUAACUGGAGACAGGCAAAUGCUGCUGAUGGUUUAGAACUCUCUGUUGUUAGUGAUGCUGCUGAUCAUGAAGCAAUUGACAAGAAACUUCAUCUCAAAAAUCUUAAGGUUUCUCAGGCCAUGUCUGACAGCUAUCUGAAGGUUUCAUCAUCUGCAACCCUGAAAGAUGCAAUCCAAUGCAUUCAUGAUGGCUACCAGAACUGUGUGCUAGUGGUCAAUCAAGAAGGUUUUCUGGAAGGAAUACUGACAUAUGGUGACAUCAGAAGGUGUCUUCCCGAGAAGUCUAGUGACACUUCUAUGAGGGAUUCAGGAUUUGUGGAUUGUGAUCUAGCGAAGUGGGUGAGCGAGAAUAUAAGGAUUCUUUGUGGCGAUGAGGUCGAAGAAGGAAUGGAGAAUGGUGUGCGAGGAAAUGGAGAAAAACUUGCAAUGAAUGAUGGAAACUACGAAGGAGGAACACUGGUUUUAACAGUGUGUGGCUUUGGUUUCGAUGAUUCCAAUGAAAAGGGAAGAAAACAUCAGCGUCACGGUUUCAAAACUCACCAAAUCAUGAAGCAGCUUCUGAUUGCGCGAAGGAGGCUGACGGCGACACUCGAAGCAAGAAGACGACAAGCCCCAGGACCUGCUGCUUCUGUCGCCAGCGACGAAGAGCGCAACGAAGGCGCGCGACUAUGUGCAAGACGAUGA
Arachis duranensis is the source of this 1512-nucleotide messenger RNA. RefSeq lists its product as uncharacterized. The transcript is spliced from 7 exons. Lineage: Eukaryota; Viridiplantae; Streptophyta; Magnoliopsida; Fabales; Fabaceae. Bases 331 to 1512 code for a protein of 393 amino acids. Gene Ontology annotation, cellular component: Golgi apparatus; chloroplast. The record is from RefSeq and is a predicted model, not a curated record.